Aspergillus niger is the source of this 414-nucleotide messenger RNA. RefSeq lists its product as uncharacterized. The transcript has a single exon. Lineage: Eukaryota; Fungi; Ascomycota; Eurotiomycetes; Eurotiales; Aspergillaceae. The record is from RefSeq and is a predicted model, not a curated record. Bases 1 to 414 code for a protein of 137 amino acids.
AUGGCGACCGCAAUCUCCAAGCCGACCUCCCAUACCCCUAAGAUGAAGCGACCGCCCCCGCCUUUCGUCCAGACCGGAGUCAACGGAGUCAAGUCCCAACAGUCCUCCUCCUCCUCUCCCCCCUCCUCCGCGAAACGUUUGCCCGGUUCGAAUCAACCGGCUUCAGCAAGCUCCGCAGGCGGCCCGACGUCAAAUGGCGUCAAUGGCGCGGCUAAUGCGGGUGCCGGCUCGAACAAGGCUAUCCAGAAUCGACCUAAGAAGGAAGCGCAAAAGCCCGGUGAUCAGGCCGCGCGGUUACAGAAACCAUUGCUAAGGUCUUUAUCCAUUGACAAUGAUCGUCGCGCAGGGAACAGGUGUCCCGAGCCAUAUGGUAAGCUCUCAGCCCGAUCCACUUGCGGAGCCCCUGCGUACUGA